Messenger RNA from Diatraea saccharalis (sugarcane borer), 612 nucleotides. The record is from the annotation of a GenBank genome assembly. Lineage: Eukaryota; Metazoa; Arthropoda; Insecta; Lepidoptera; Crambidae.
AUGUUGUCUCUCCUGAUAACUCUCGUAUUGAUGUGCGCAGGAGUGUACAGCCAACAUAACGCUGCUUCUUUAUCCAUCAACUCAGAUGGAUCCUCAGUUAUGACUGGCAAAUUCGGCUUAGCUCAUAACGACAAGAAUGCCAUCAGUGCUUUGAUCUCCAAGUCCUCAACUGGAGUUAUGAGCAAAGGACUUGCUCUAGAUAAUGCGAAUGGUCACGGCCUGUCGUUGCAACACGCAAGCGUUCCCGGCUUCGGCACACAGUUGACUGGCGCUGGAAAGUUGAAUUUAAUUAACAAUGCCAAUCAUCAUUUGGAUGCUAACGCCUUCGUCACCAAGAAUAUGCCUAACAUCCCCGAAGUCAAAGUGCCCAACUUCAAUACUUUCGGAGGCAAUUUGGAUUAUAUGUUCAAGGACAAGGUCGGUGCCACCCUGGGCGCUGCUCGGACUCCAUUCUUGGAACGCACCGAUUUGUCAGCGAUGGGCAAGCUGAACCUGUUCCACACGCCCACGUCAUCCAUUGACCUCAACGCUGGUUUCUCCAAGUCUAUGUCCCCACAUUUCAACACCAACUGGCAACCAUCAGGCGUUUUAUCAUUCAACAAAUUUUGGUGA